This is a messenger RNA of Ectocarpus siliculosus, 831 nucleotides long. The record is from the annotation of a GenBank genome assembly. Lineage: Eukaryota; Phaeophyceae; Ectocarpales; Ectocarpaceae.
GCAGUCAAGGGAAUAAGCGAGAGAGGUGUCAGCGAGCGGUUGACAAUAUGUCUGGGGUGCUCUUCGAGGAUAUCUUUGAGGUGGGGAAGCUCAAUCCAGAUGGAAAGAAGUUCGACAGAGUCAACCGGCUGGAGUGCAAGGGUGUGACCUACGAUAUGGAUCUCCUGCUAGACACGAACUGCGACAUUUACCCGGUGAAGGAAGGGGAGCGAUUAACCUUUGUGAUAGCCAGCACGCUGGAUCUGAGCGGCAAGCCUGACGACGGCACUUACAAGCCACUGGGGGAUGAGGUGUCCCUGGCGGACAAAUACGAGUACGUGAUGCACGGGCGAGUGUACCGAUUCGACCAGCAGAAGGACACCAAGGUCCAGGUGUUCGCUUCGUUCGGGGGACUGCUGAUGCGCUUGACAGGGGACCAGCGACAUGUUGCCAACAUCGAGGUGGACUCGCGGGUGUUUUGUCUGCUUCGACGAAACGCGUGAUGCGAUGACGUCACCAGAGAGCAACCAAGGGGGCACAGGCGACAACAAAACCAUCACGAAGGAACACAUCGUGGUGUAGGGUAUCCACGUCGUGCGUAUUGGUAGAAGGGAAAUUGUUGGAUACGCAGCCGUUCCCAGAGGGCUGGUGUGUUUAAACUCCACAAAAGCACGAAUUGUUCCGAAAGGUGGAAAGGGGGAAGGGGCGUAGGGCGUCGCGUGGCCGUGGAUUGGAGCAUGUUACGCUGUCUCGCGAGUUUGUGUGGAUAAGGGCAUGUAUAAGGAUAUUACAUUAGCGGCUCGCGACCUGUGUCUGAGCUGAUGUUGUGUGCACUUGCGUGAGGUGUAUGGU